AUGUAUCAGAUUGUGAUCGCUUGUCUGCGGCGAGCUGCGAUCGUGUGCCGUCAGUUCCUGUGGCGGAUCAUCGGCUUGUUUCACGUGGCGUACUGGAUUCCUAUCCCAAGGCCACAUCCACCUGACACGCUGAAUCACCCCAAAUGGGGCACCCAUCAGUACAUCAAAGUCGGCAAAAUCAAGCUACAUUACGUGGAGAAAGGCUCGAGUAGUAAGCCACUGGUGCUAUUUCUGCAUGGGUUGCCAGACUUUUGGUACACCUGGCGAUACCAGCUGAACACGCUAUCGCGAGACUACUGGACGGUGGCGGUGGACCUGAUCGGUUGUGGUCAAUCCGACCAAGCCCCAUACAACGUUUCCUACAAGCUCUGGAAUCAGGCGAUGGUAAUCUCCCGUCUAGUGAAAGCUCUCGGAAAAACUGACUGCGUCCUCGUAGGUAGUGGAUACGGUGCAUUACUCGGUUGGCAUGUCGUCCAUCAGUACCCCCAGGUGGUGUCCCGAUACGUCAUGCUGGGGACACCUUCGGUGGUGAUCUUGCAGGAUCUAGUCCGGCGUGGUUCUAUUUCCCUGCGAGUUCUGCUACAACUCGUGCCUUUCCUGUGUCCGAACCGACUGAUCGCUCUGCUAGCACGAGCUGGAGAUUACGCGAUGUUUGAUCGCCUACUCGGAGCACGAACCGCUAAACCACAAGACUUGGAGGCGUACAAGUACACCUUCGCUCGACCAAAUGCACUGGAGAACGCGAUCACUGCCGCUCGCGAAACUAUCGCGGACUUCUUUCACGAGGACUCUGAGUUCCGCGUGCGCAAACCAUCCAACACGCCGGGGUUGUUCCUGUUUGCGACCGAAGACCGUUGGAUUGAUCCAGACGAGUGCACAACCCUGCUGAUGGACAUGUAUCGACCGCUGGAAACACGCCUCGUACCGGGAACUGCACGUAUGAUGCACCAGGACGAAGCAGGCACGGUCAAUAGACUCAUUUCUGAGUUUCUCGCGAGGGAUGUACGUUCCCGUGUGGAAGAAGUGAUGUCUGGCGAUGAUCCCAAGGCAAAAAUAGUCCUCAAGGAGGUGUGCGACAAUUGCUACGGAAAGGAACACAGCAAGGCAGCGCACGAUCAUGCCGAAUGUGCCAACAAUUGUGACGGUGAAGCGCUGCGGCAUUACUUUACCAAAAUUAGGUUCCCGAUUUGUUCUUAA
This is a messenger RNA of Anopheles nili, 1197 nucleotides long. RefSeq names its product epoxide hydrolase 4-like. Lineage: Eukaryota; Metazoa; Arthropoda; Insecta; Diptera; Culicidae. Bases 1 to 1197 code for a protein of 398 amino acids. Gene Ontology annotation, molecular function: hydrolase activity. The transcript is spliced from 2 exons. The record is from RefSeq and is a predicted model, not a curated record.